GGCAGCAGGAGAAAAAGGGGAAGAACAAAGGGAGCCUCCCACUUUCCAUUUUUGGACAGUUCCCAUAGAACAAUAACAAAAGGAGGGGGAAGAGGAAGGAGGGUUAAAUAAGGAGGAAGGAAGUGAGGAUUCCAAUCUUCUUUUGGCCCCCUCAAUAAUACUAUCAAGCCCCCCCAAAGCUUCGUCUUCUCCAUACGGUUUCGCUUCCUCUCGACCAAUUUGAGGUAGACUUCGCCGCCAAAAUCUCAAUUUUCCCCUUCAAUCAUCUUCCUCUCGAGUUCCAAAGCCUCUCUUUCGUCUCCUCUCACCUGGUUUAAGGUAGAACUCGUUGGUGGUGUCGCUUGCUCCUUUUUUCCUUUAUGGUCGAAUUGGCGGAAACCAGCCCUGGUUUCUAAGAAGAUACGGGGGGCCAGAGAGAGAGAGAGAGAGAGAGAGAGAGAGAGAGAGAGAGAGAGAGAGAAGGGUUCGGGAGCUCCCCUUGUUAUGGGGGCGGACGCCGAUGGAGGUGGCGGCAGCGGCUUCUCUGGCCCGGGGAAACCUAGCAACGGCACAGCGGCUGCCGCGGGGGUUGCAGGGCCGGCGCAGGCGCUGAAGCAUAAUCCCGGGCUGUCGGUGGAUUGGUCGCCGGAAGAGCAGGCCAUCUUGGAAGAAGAACUCGACAAACAUGCAUCUGAAUCAAGUAUAAUUCGUUAUGCAAAAAUUGCCAUGUCGUUGCCGAAUAAGACAGUUCGUGACGUGGCCCUGAGAUGCAGAUGGAUGACUAAAAAGGAGAGUGGCAAGAGAAGAAAAGAAGAUCAUAACUUGUCAAAGAAAAGCAAAGAUAAAAAGGAGAGGGUCACAGAUGCUUUAGCAAAACCAUCGGCCCAUCUAGGAUCACUUCCUAAUGCUCCUUUAUACCCACUGCCCAUGCUUCCUAUGGAUGAUGAUGGCAUUACAUAUAAAGUAAUUGGUGGUCGAACUGGGCAGCUCCUUGAGAGUAACGCAGAUGCCUUCACUAAAAUUUCUGCUAAUCUUGCUAGCUUAAAGGUACAAGACAACAUUAGUCUACUUUGCCAAACACGGGACAACAUACUUACUAUCUUGGCAGAUUUGAACGAUAUGCCUGAAAUAAUGAAGCAGAUGCCACCACUUCCCGUCAAGAUGAACGAAGAAUUAGCUGACUCCAUUCUCCCCAGGACGACCGUGCCUAUGCAGUCGUGAAAUGUGGAUCUUCUUUCAACCUGCAUAUCGAUGUUGGAAGCCAGAAGAUAAAAAGACACCACCCUUAUCUGGUUUAUGCUCAAAGUCUUUGUAGUAAAAUAUUAGAGUAGAUGCUUUGUUAGUGUUUCCGGGUGACCUGUUCUUUUGUUCUUUAAGCAAAUGAUCUUAAUAAAUGUUCUCUAAGUAAAUCCUGUGCAGUAUCUAGGAUUAUGUAAAUGGUAGCUUACAGCCUUGUUGCAUCCUUGUAUAACCUUCUGUUGGUUGUCCAGUGGACAUCCAAUUGUAAUAAAUGUUCUAUAUUAACUCUCAUGCAGUGUUAGAUUCUAACCACACCA
This is a messenger RNA of Musa acuminata AAA Group (dessert banana), 1535 nucleotides long. RefSeq lists its product as uncharacterized. The record is from RefSeq and is a predicted model, not a curated record. Bases 484 to 1200 code for a protein of 238 amino acids. NCBI's taxonomy places the organism in Eukaryota, Viridiplantae, Streptophyta, Magnoliopsida, Zingiberales, Musaceae. The transcript has 7 exons.